This is a messenger RNA of Abrus precatorius (Indian licorice), 1675 nucleotides long. RefSeq names its product pentatricopeptide repeat-containing protein At4g35850, mitochondrial. NCBI's taxonomy places the organism in Eukaryota, Viridiplantae, Streptophyta, Magnoliopsida, Fabales, Fabaceae. The coding region runs from base 65 to 1399 and encodes 444 amino acids. Gene Ontology annotation, molecular function: protein binding. The transcript is spliced from 13 exons. The record is from RefSeq and is a predicted model, not a curated record. Gene Ontology annotation, cellular component: mitochondrion.
CCCAGGGUUUUACGAGGAAAGAACAAAAGGAGGAACUAUUCUGUUCCGAAUUGAUUCUACUAGCAUGAAGUUCCUUCAAUCUCUUAUUGGGCGUGGUGGGUCAUUGGGUCGGGUCUCGGGGCUCCGAUUCUUCUCCGUUUCAACUGAGGAGUAUUCCAAGAGAAACUAUGCCAACAAUGUCGCCGAAUACAACACCGUUUUGGGUUCUCUCACUGCUCAAAGAAGGAAUUUCUUGCUGAAGGAUGUGUACGAUGAUAUGAUGCUUGAUGGGGUGAAGCCUACACGUGACACUUUCCAUUCCCUUGUUGUUGGAACCAUGAAGGGAGCUAGAAUGCAAGAUGCUUUCUUCUUCAUUGACCAAAUGAAAAUCAUGGGUUUGGUCCCUGAUGUAACUUUAUACAACUUUCUGAUUUCAACUUGUGGGAAAUGCAAGAACUCUGAUAAGGCUAUUCAGAUUUUGGAGGAGAUGAAAUGCAUGGACAUAAAGCCAAAUGUACAAACCUACAUCUGCUUGCUACAUGCUUGUGCAGCCGAUGGACGCUUAGACCAAGUGUAUGCAGUUGUCCGUGAUAUGACUGCAGCUGGUCUGGGAUUAAACAAGUUCUGCUAUGCUGGGCUUAUAGUUGCACACAAGAAUAAAACACCUCUUAGUGAUGAUUUUGCUGCAAAAGUUAUUGAGUUUGUGGAGAGGUCAAAGAUAUGGUCUUCAGUAGAAACUGACAGUGGCAAUGCUGAGAACGUGAUGAUGGGUGUUUCAGAUGAGGAGUUAUACAACUUACCAACAGCAGAAUAUGCUCAUAGGCGUGGAGCAUUUUUGGGUAGAAUAUUUACCGCAUAUCAUACUGCAUUUAAUGCUGCUGCUGACCUGAAGAAUGUAGAGUUGACAGAUACACUUUUGGAAAUGCUAGACAAGGACGGGAAAUCUCCUGAUAUCUAUAUUAUGUUGCAAGUAAUUAGGUGCUAUUGUCAUGCAGGAGAUAUUGACCGUGGUCUUCGAACUUUUGAUGACUGUGUAAAUUCAGGAAAGCCUAUUGCUGCAGAACUUUUUACGACACUUGCAGAGGGAGCAAUGGCUGGGUACACUGAAAAAGGAAUGCAAAUAGCUCAAGAUAUUCUGGUAAGGAUGAACGAAAGAAAUUUCUUUGUGAAUUCAAAAAUGGGAAGUGAACUCCUACUUAUAGCUGCUGGUGAAAAGACGGGGGGAUAUACGACUGCUAACUUCAUAUGGGACAUGAUGCGAGCUCGCAAAGUUAACCCUUCAUUUGCUGCAGUAGAAGCAUAUUACCAGGGCUUAAAAGAUCGAGAGAUACCUGAGGAUGAUCCACGACUUCUAUUGGUUUCUCAAACAUACGACAACCUUCGUGCGAGAUUUGGAAACAGGGUGAACUUAAAUGUAUAGGCUUAGGCUUUUCCCUUCAGAAUCCUCAAGUUACUGGAAUUAUUUAUUUGAUUCGUGUAUGAGUUAGCACGUAGAUUCUGUGUGUAUUCACACGGGAUUUUGAUGUUGUCAAGAGUAAGUUGAGCUAAGGGGUUCUGCAUGGAGUAACUUCAGGAGAUUACGUAGGGCAUGUUAUACCCUUUUCCACCAUUUGAUAGUUUACUUUUUUAGUGAAAUAAUUCUUUGUUUCUGAGAAUUAAUACAUGAGGUAGCAUUGCAUGUUAAGUUACCUCGAGU